AUGUCAUUCGUCGACACGCUUCUGCGCCUCGUGGGUGCCGGCGCCAUCAUAUUGUUCCUCCUCUUGGUGUGCUUCGCGAUAUGGAGCCCCCCGCCUGCCGAUACAGCCGGAAAGCAUCAGGGCAUCCCCGUCCCAACCCCGAAGGCGGCACAGAUCGUCGAGGAGGUUCGGGCUCUAGAAGCCGCACUGGAGCGCAAUAAAACGGCAUACAGGAGGCUUUGGGAAGACGUGCGCACUCUGCAACAAGACUGGGAGAUACGUGAUGAACGCCUCAACCGGACUUCCACGGAGCUCGAGCUCAUCCGGGACGAACUUGAUCGCGCCCUUAAGACUACCAACGACGCGUACGAGGAACGCAGAGCUGCCGUGGACAAAUGUUCGGAUGCCUGCAUAAAGAUGAAGGAGGAGGUCCUGGAGCUGCUGAAGACGAGCGACGCGGCGCUUGAGAGCGUGGUGUCGCGCAACACGGAGCUCGAGAAGAGGUGUGAGGAACUCGAGGCAUACCACAGCAAGGGAGAGGAGCUGCGCCAGGAGAUGGAGAGGGAGAAGAACGAGCUUCUACGGAAGAUCGAGCUCGACAGGGAUGAGCUUGAGAAGGCCGUACGUGCUCAGGCUCGGGCGGAGUUGAAGGGCGUGCUGGAUGCCUUCCUCAUCGCAGGAUCCGCUGCCGCUCCGUCAGCCCCUGGUACUAGCCAGAAGUCCACGGUUGGAGGUCACUCGGAGGCAUCCUCGCAGGCAGCGGCGCCUGCGGCUGCUUGA
Molecule: messenger RNA, 759 nt
Organism: Trametes versicolor FP-101664 SS1
Lineage: Eukaryota; Fungi; Basidiomycota; Agaricomycetes; Polyporales; Polyporaceae
Exons: 1
Coding region: 1-759 (252 amino acids)
Source: RefSeq, a predicted model, not a curated record